Molecule: messenger RNA, 4050 nt
Organism: Guillardia theta CCMP2712
Lineage: Eukaryota; Cryptophyceae; Pyrenomonadales; Geminigeraceae
Exons: 14
Coding region: 1-4050 (1349 amino acids)
Biological process (GO): protein O-linked glycosylation via mannose
Molecular function (GO): xylosyltransferase activity; glucuronosyltransferase activity
Source: RefSeq, a predicted model, not a curated record
AUGAAUUCGAAUUUUGUCACGGAGAUUCUAUGCAGCGUCUCAUUUCUUGUUUACUUGACUGCUGCAGCAUCUUGCAGCUUUGAGCAAUCUCAUCGAGUCAGUCAUCGAAGAGCGGCUAUCAGUCAGUCUGAGCAUGGAGGAGGCAUCAGGCUGAGAGGAGGAGAGGAUGGGAAGUCGGAGACGAUUGUGGUGCCGACAGACUGCAAAGGAGUCGCAGAAGCCGUGAAGUUGGCAUGUGGGCAGCUCAAGAGAUACGUCACCAUGCCCUCGGAGAUGGAGCGAGAAGCAGGCAAGAUUCUCGACCCGGACAUCAACAACUACGGCGAAGCCGUCCUCCCCGAGACUUACGAGUGGACCCCAGCGAGUGGGCAGAAGAUCCGCGCGUUGAUCAUUCGAUCCCACCUGGACUUCCGUGGCGAAGAUGGAGUGUGUUGUAUGUGGUCAGCUCUGCUGGUUGAGGCGUUGAGGCUGAUGCAGCACAUGCCGGGAGUGGGGGGAGGACUGACGCUCAACAUUGGGGACGAAUGUGAGAGUGAUUUGUGCGUUAGAGUAUUUCCUGGGCCCUUGACGGGAGUGCUGGCGGCUAGCGGAAAUUCAAGAGUCAGUCUGCUUGAUUGCAUCUUGUUACCUGUCGAGCUUACAAACAUCGGCACUCAUGGGUAUGGAAUGUUCGCUUGGGGUCAGAGCGUUGUGAAGUUUGUCGGGUGCGAGGUCCAAGACUUUCAGGUGGGAGCUGACGUCUCAUUCAACGCCUCCGUUGUUUUCGAAAGCUGUGACGUGUCUCACAACCGCUUCGCCAUCUACCUCCAUGACGAGGCUCACGUCAGCAUGUCCAACUGCACAUUGACGCAGAACCACAAGAGCGCUUUUUGUGUGGGUCACCAUGGCAAAGAUCGAGCAUCGCUAGCGCUCAGAAAUGUCUCGCUGCUGGGCAACAAGCUGUGGAGUGACGAUGACCGACCGAAGACGCUCGUCGAGGAGAAUGUUGUGAUUGACCUGGAGAACUUCUCUUUGCCUGUCGUCUACCGGGACACCAACUUCACCAUCGCUCAUGUGGAUCAAACGUUCGAUGAAGAGAGCGAAGCCGAACGAGCAUUCCUACACGAGUACAUGACCAACUGCUCUCGAACAGCGAUGGAGAUGAAGAUGAAGAUGAAGAUGAAGAUGACGAUGGUGGUGGUGAUGAUGAUGACGACAACUACGAUGCCAGCAAGACUUUCCUCCUCCUCCUCUUCAUCUCUUUUAGAAGAUCCCACCCGAUCUUUUCUUCAGCCCCCGUCAACUUCCGCUGCAAAUUGUCUCUAUGACCCUGGGCAUCAAGGUUCUGACUCCCAUCACUUGGCUGUCUCAGCUGCUGCAUGUCCCUGCCCGUCAUCGUCUGACAUCUCAGCAUCUUUCAAGCUCUCCUCAGACACUGCAGAGGUUGGCUGGAACACCAAUAAGGAGGCCUCAGUCGGUGACCGGGUGCUGAUCGCAAUCAACUUUGAGGGUCGAGGACGAGAUGAUGUGUACAUGCUGCAGCUGCAGCUACGACGAGCUCUUGACGUCCUAGUCAUGAAAGAGUACCUGACGUCUCCAGAGACGUUCUCAUCGCACGCCAGAUGCUUGUCCUUCACCUACGAGCAUGCGCUGCCUGGUGCGCACCUGGUGAGCGUCAUGCUGUUCUCCUCUGACAAGAGCGAAUCGAAACCAGAGCUACUCUUCUCCUCUCAUCAUAACUUUCAAGUCAAGACAGAUGCUCGUGUAUCGCCGCCGCAUAAUCUCAGCACUGGCUCACCAGCCUCUCUUUUGCUCAAUACCGUCAAACUAAACGGGCAAGAGGUCGAGAUCCCCUUGUAUCUUUGCGGUGUUCUGCGAGGAACAUGCCUGGUCUUGGUUGCUGUGACAGAGACAGAGACUCUUGAAGUGUCCAACAAAGUUCUGCUGCUUGACCUGGACUGCAAACAAGGUCCCUUCAAUGUUUCACUUGCUAUUCCCUCGGGGAAGGAAUAUUCUCUGUUCGUUGCUCUUACAGAGCUCAAGGACGACUUGCCUGCAAGCCUCAAACCAGCUCUACAACUUCGAAAGUUUUUCAACUUUAACAGGUGCGUCAUGAACGAGUGCUCCCUUGCCGACCACAUGUCACCACCCUCUUCCGAACUUCAUACUCCGGCUCUUCCUCCUACCCCAGCCGCCAACUCGGUGGCCCCUCACCCGGAGGACCUCUUGUGCUCUAUACACCUUUCAUUUUUCCCAGGCGAGACAGUACACGCGCUAGAAACUUUCACUGUGCAAGUCAACAUGGCUGGCUUGGCCAAAGGAAGCAGAUACAAGAUCGUUUUGUUCAUAACUCUCAAGGAGACCGGGCUGGUGAUGUUCGAGAAGACCGAGGUCUUCCAUGGCGAUGCAUUGCAGUUCAUCAAGCAUGACAUCUCCUCCUUCUGGCCUGGAGAGUUCGUAGUGCAUGCAAUGCUGUUUGACGAUCACUCACAAAUCGAAGGUGAGGACACGAUUUUGGCGAAGCUGACGAGGAAAAUAGUGUCUGUUGCCUCCUGUCAGGUUUCUUACCUGUGGUCUUCCUCUGGUAGUCCUCUCUUCAACGGCUCCUUGCCCUACAAGGAUGCUCCUUUCUCUGCCCCCGCUGCAAGCUCAACAUCGCUUUCCGAUAAGGAGCUGCCUGUCACUCUCGUGACUGUCGCUACGGUGGAUCGCGCGGUCGUGCUGGUCAAUGUAGCAGCUCACUGGAAGGAGGACAUGGCGGUUGCCUUCUACGCGCGAUCUCAGUCAGACGAGCAGCAGAUCAGGCGCUUCGUGAGAGACUCACUCGGCCCGUGGUUCUCUUCUCGCGGCAGGCAACUGGAGAUCGUAAUGCUCACUCUUUGUCCUGAUGCUGACGCGGAAGCUCGUUUCGCUGUCUUUCCGAUCAACAUGCUCCGAAAGAUUUCAUGUGCCAUAGCAAAGAGCGACCUCGUCUUGUACAGCGACGUUGACAUGAUCCCGUCAGACUCCCUUGCGCAUCAGAUUCGACUUCUCUAUCAAACUUCGACUGUCACGUCCCAGCAGCUGCUGGUCGUGCCAUCCUUCAAGAGCAAUGGUGCCUGGCCUCCUUACGCGCAUGUCGAGCUGCACAACAAGUCGCUGCUCGUGAGGACUCAUGCCGUCACCUUCCUUGACCUCGUCACGAGCUUCGACGCCUGUCAGGUCAACAUUCCUGCAAUGCCUUGCGGCCUCUGGUCGCCCUCCCACCGGUGGACAGAAGCUGGAGUCUACCAUGCUCCGACCGAGUACAGCAGGUGGUUCAACACCAGCGUCGCGUACGAGGUCGACUACAUCACAGGCUACGAGCCUUAUGUGGUCGUCAACCGCAGCUCGUGGAUGGGCAGGCAUGGGGCUGGAAUGUAUGAUGACGGCUACAUCAGUUGGGGCUGGGACAAGUCCUCCCUUACUCUGGAGGCUGCGCUGCUCGGCUACUCCUUCCUCGUCCUUCCCAUGGGUUUCCUCGUGCACGCCUCCUCUCAGAUCAAGCAGAGACAACUCAACGUCCGCCUCUUCGCCAUGGGGCAACAAAUGUAUCCGGGCUGGGGCCCACCAGACACUCGAGGAAGGCAGCGGUUCCAUGCGAUGCUGUUCUCCAAUCAAGUUGACCCGCAGCCCAACGUCGCUAUCCGCUCCUACCUCGUGCCAGCCUUCAAGGCCGACGGCUGCAGCAUGGCAGGGCUGCGCUUGGUGCCAGCUGACCGCGUGGAGGUGUCAAAAGAAGGGCACGUGCUGCGAGUCACAGCUCAAGGGCUGUGCGAGGGCGUCGGGUAUCAAAUCUAUGUGAGCGUGCUGCAAGCGAGCGAUCGGAUGCCCUUGCAUAAGCUCUUCUCUCAACACACUCUCCUCCCGCGUCAGUUUGCGGGCAGCAGCCAUGAGACCCAGCUGAAGCUCGGUAGGCUCCCAGCGGGAAAGGUCGUGCUAAAGCUCGAGCUUCAAGACCUGCAGGCUUCCAAAGUGCUCGAGAGAAGCGGGCGAGCAACAAUCGACUGGACGGAAAGGAAGUAUGAGAUAGGCAAACUCGACGCCUCCUGA